AUGAUUGAGAAUGCCGAGGAACCCACGCACGUGCACGUUAAUUUUAUUAACUUUGACUCAGGCGUCGCUGUCAACUUUGUAGACACACCUAUCAAUGAAGAAGUAAGCAGGGACAACGGUGUUGCCGUUCGCUUUGUAAAUCCAGUUAACGAGGAAAACUCUGAUGAAGGUAUCGCAGUUCGCUUCGUCGAUAACGAAGAAGAAAAUCUCGCUGACGAUGCCGGCGCCGCUGUGAAUUUCGUAGACUCACCACUUAAUGAAGAAAUACGAGCUGACGAUUCUGGCAUUGCUGUUAAAUUUGUAGAUUCUCCCGCUAACGAGGGUGAAACUGUCCGUGUCGCCGAUGUACCAAUCGAGGCUGAGGAUGGAACAGCUGUCAAAUUUGUGGAUUCUCCAAUCAAUGAGGACACAUCCGAUAAUACCAAAUCUAUUCCUAGGUACCCAACAAAAAUUUACGAUAACCCCAUGCUUCGCUAA
This is a messenger RNA of Parnassius apollo (apollo), 477 nucleotides long. NCBI's taxonomy places the organism in Eukaryota, Metazoa, Arthropoda, Insecta, Lepidoptera, Papilionidae. The record is from the annotation of a GenBank genome assembly.